Laetiporus sulphureus 93-53 is the source of this 786-nucleotide messenger RNA. RefSeq lists its product as uncharacterized. The transcript has 3 exons. The record is from RefSeq and is a predicted model, not a curated record. Lineage: Eukaryota; Fungi; Basidiomycota; Agaricomycetes; Polyporales; Laetiporaceae. The coding region runs from base 4 to 657 and encodes 217 amino acids.
CUCAUGCAGCUACUUCCUGCUUUCAAUGAUAUUAUCCUCGUGCUAGAGGAGAACACGGAUCAGAUCUUCUUCAUGAAUGUUACUCUCCUGCAAUCUCAAUGUCAAUUACCCUACUGUGGGGACAUUCCGCCAAGUCCAGAAUGCGCCAUCAGCGACUGGACCUCCUUCGUUCGGCUUGCCGAUCCUCCUGUUUUGAUGCCUGCUCCCCCCAGCCGAAUCCCGAUUCUACAUUCCGAAUUAUGUGAGCGCGCCAAGUUGGACCGCUCGCACACGGCUGUCGCGCUGUCACUCUCGCCCACACUCGAUAUCACAGAAGUCGUUCCACUCGCCGCAGUUCUCCUCGAAUACCCGAUUGCAUAUGUUCCCAUAUCGUCGGAUCAAAGUUCGUUUUUGGCGGGAGUACCGCUCGAUGUCUACACAUGCGCACUCGUUCAGCCCUUCCGAGAUGAUGGACGAACAGCCAAAGUCACGCAAGAACAUAUCCUCAUGAGGUUUUCAUGUCCUUGUGGAAUAGGCCAGAGAGAGGCGGAGCUAUCACCUUCCAGGACCACGGAGAGAUUGAAAGACCGGUUCGGCGGCAGACUUAGCGGAGCGGGUUGCUCGGACGAUCUCAUAGUGCGGCAUACCAUGGAAACCCAUGAUCGUGUCUCUCUAUAGCAAGAGCACAGUAAGCACAUUCGUAUGCGCAUGUCUGCGUCACAUUAAUGCCUAUCCUAAAGGGUUUGUCCAACUUGUUCGUCUUGACAUUUUCUAUCGCAUGCACUACCUCCAACCCUGACAAAACGC